AUGGCUCAGGAGAUAAAAAUCCUGAGGGAUGCAACAGUCUCGGCGACCCUCUCCCAUAAUAGGCGGAUUGAGGAGAAGCUGGCUAUGCAAGAGCUGAUAGACGCUCCGGCGGAAAUCUUGCCGGUAGUGAUAAUGGAGGCAGUCAACGGCGUUGACUUGGUGCUGGAAAAGGCCAACACGAUAAAAGGAGAGCACAAGGGCAGACUCAAUAAAUCUGCGGGCACAAUCAAAACCAGGGCGGCCCUGACUCUGCUCGUAGAAAGAUACGAGCACCCCGUUACCGGACGGGAAAGAGACGCCGAGAUGGAACUGCUUCGCGAAAAGCUAGCGGCCCAGGAGGAAGAUCUGUUGACCCUUAAUCAGGUCAAAGUCCAAAACUUGCAGAUGCAACGACAGCUGCAAGAACUGCAGGAACAAGUCCCAGUACUGAAAGCAGAGAGGGACAUGAAGAUACGAGCGGCGCACAUAAGAGAGAGAGGUGGCAAAAGGAAACAACUUUUACCCCUGACUCAAUCGUUAUUAUUUUCCGAGGAAGAUGCUUAUGAGAGAGAGAAGGAGGAACGCACGGGAUACAACGAGAAGAUGGAAAUGGAGAUGGAAGUGGAGCCCGUGGCGGAAAAAGAGGGAACGACCAAGAACUCGAGGAAUAGGAUCUUGGAGAAAAUACGAAGGGAGGGAAUGCCAGAGGUCAAGAGACCUUCCAUACAGGGGAAACAGGCGAUCAUAAACUCUGCGAGGCCACCUGUAGCACCAGCGGAGCCAACCCCCCAUGUGAAGGCGAACAACGCGCCCGGCAUGGAGAGUAGACUGGCAACUAUGCUGGUCACCUGCGUGAGGGAAACAGUGGAAAAAAUGGAAGAGAAGCUACGAGCAGAUCUGAUCCAACUGAUCCCAAAGAAGGAGGAAAACAAAGAUCAGAGGAUCUCCCCCCCCCCCGACAGGAAGGAGACACCCGCCGCGACAAAUAGGAAAGCAGCAGGAAAGGAAAAGGGUGUAAAGGGGAAGAUAACGUCUAAUCCCACAUCGACCGGGGGCAAAGGCCCCCGAUUGCAGGUACUAGGACGAGAGGAGGAUCCCGCACCGUCCGAUCCCACAUCGACCGAGAGCAAAGGUCACCGGUCGCAGGUACCAGGACGGAAAGGGGACCCAGCGCCGUCCAAUCCCACAUCGACCGGGAGCAGAGACCCCUGGUCGCAGGUACUAGGACAGAAAGCGACUUCCGAGCCCACGUCAUCGCCCGCCCCCGCUCCCAUAAAGAAAGCGGGGGAUGUGCAUUCACGGACAAGAAACGAGACAACACAGGUCGCCACCGCUGGGCCAUCGAAACAGGAGGAAUGGACCCAGGUGAAAACCAGAGGCAGAAAAAGCGGAGGGAAGCCAACACAGGCCAAACUCCAGACCCGGGCCCAAUCACGAAAAUCAACGGAUAGGAAUACCGAAAAGAAGGAUGCCGAGAAAAAGACGGGACAGGGGGGAAAGCCAGGGGGCAAAAACACACAACCGCCCCCUGCACUCUCACAGAAAGGAAAGAAAAGGAGAGUACCGCGCACAGCAGCAGUCACCUUGAACUGCCCCGAAGGGGAGUACGCGGAGUGCAUGGGAGAGGUUAGGAGGAAGAUACAACUGGAGAGUCUGGGAAUAACAAAGCUCUCAAAUGUCAGGCGUACCGCCACCGAGGCAAUGAGCCUUGAGAUAGCGCGGCAAGGCAACGCCGGAAAAGCUGAUGCCCUUGCCGGUAAAAUAAGUGAGAUACUAGCCGACAGAGAGGGAGUGAGAGUGAGCCGACCGAUAAUAACGGCUGACAUAAGACUUGUCGGAUUUGAGGAAUCAAUGAGUAAAGAGGAGAUUGGUGAGGCCUUGGCGAGGAAAGGAAAUACCGGCCUCAUCAACUUCAAGGUUGGACCCAUAAGGAAAAUGACCAACGGACUGUGUUCCGCAGUGGUGAACUGUCCGUUGGCAGUGGCCAACAGCCUUGUGAAGGAGGGAAAAAUAGCACUGGGGUGGUCGCCCACGAAAGUGGAGUUACUAGACAAACGGCCACUUCAAUGCUAUAAAUGCAUGGAGGUGGGACACACGCGCGCUCAAUGCAGCAGCGAAAAAGAUCGAACCGGGGCCUGUUACAGGUGCGGGGAACUCGGUUACCCGGCCAGAGAGUGUCGGGCUCCCGUGCGAUGCACCGUGUGCAAGGAUAAACGGCUCCCUCACGAUCACCGCGUUGGGGAACCCACCUGCAAGGGAUGCAAGCCGGAAAAGAGGGGAAAGACAGAAGAGGCAGGAAAGAAGGAAGAGGAACCGACGAAAAACAAGAGUAGUGGGAAGAAGCCCAAAGUAACGUCAAACCUUGAGGUUAGGAACUUCGAGGUUAGAGACGGAAACAAAUUGAUAGCCGGAGAGGUGAUCACACAGAACCCUCCCAAGGAUAAAAGGCUUCAAAAGAGAAAACCGGAAGGCACAAAGAUACUCGUCAAGUCUGAUGCUCUCAGGAUAAUCGGGGUGGUGACUCAAGAGGAGCCACCAAAAGAACAAAGGCUCCCGAAGAGGAAGCAAAAGGGAGAUAAGGCCCUGGAUAAGCCAACAGACACCACGGUGCCUAUGGACUUGCAGGAGGAAGCGGAAACCCUUUCGCCAGAUCCACUCAAGAUAACGGACAAGGAAGAAAUCGCGGAAAUGGCGAAGGUGGAUCAAGAGGGAACGGGAGAUACCUCCCCGCAGGCAGAGACCGCCAGCGUAAAGGAAGGAUCGUAG
Molecule: messenger RNA, 2745 nt
Organism: Temnothorax curvispinosus
Lineage: Eukaryota; Metazoa; Arthropoda; Insecta; Hymenoptera; Formicidae
Product: neurofilament heavy polypeptide-like
Exons: 1
Coding region: 1-2745 (914 amino acids)
Molecular function (GO): nucleic acid binding; zinc ion binding
Source: RefSeq, a predicted model, not a curated record